Amaranthus tricolor (Joseph's coat) is the source of this 2766-nucleotide messenger RNA. RefSeq names its product protein PAF1 homolog. Gene Ontology annotation, cellular component: Cdc73/Paf1 complex. The transcript is spliced from 13 exons. The record is from RefSeq and is a predicted model, not a curated record. Bases 382 to 2478 code for a protein of 698 amino acids. Gene Ontology annotation, molecular function: chromatin binding; RNA polymerase II complex binding. NCBI's taxonomy places the organism in Eukaryota, Viridiplantae, Streptophyta, Magnoliopsida, Caryophyllales, Amaranthaceae. Gene Ontology annotation, biological process: transcription elongation by RNA polymerase II.
AAGACCAUCACUCGACAGCCGGUACUUCUUUUCUUCCUCCUCUUCUCUCAUAUAAUUAUCAGCAAAAUUUAGAGAAGGCGGCUAUCAUUUUCCUUUUUGUUAAUACGCACAACUUGCUAUUAUUUAGUUUAAAUUCAAUUUUCAAUUACAGCUUAACCAAAUCUCUGUGGAUCAAAAAUCUACCCUACAAAUUAUAGUUCGAAGCUUACUAAAGCAUCAAUUUUGAGUAUUUUUCUGAGGAAAAGAAGUAUUUGAUCACUAAAUAAGUUGAAGAAUUUAAAGUUUAAGCAUCUUUGUGUGAUUGGAGUGUAAAAUUUUGAUUGUUGAAUUAAGCUCCUUGUCAAUUUGAAGAACUUGUGAAGAACAAAUUGAAUUUGGGAUAUGGCUUCUUACCGGCCAUACCCCCCACCACAGCAAGCAUCAUUUGCACCUCCUCCAGCUCAAGCCCCACUUCCGCCACUACCACAUCGACCCCAAUCCCUUGGGAAUCAGUAUUCUCAAAAUUGGGGCUCUGCCCCCCCUCCUUACUCUCAAAACUAUGCACAAGCGCCUUCUAAUCCUAAUUUCCAACAUUCAAGUUACAAUGCAGCUAGUCAUCAAUAUCAACAUCCCCCACCACUGCCGCAUCAGCAACAGCAGCAAUACCCAUUUCAGCCUCCACCACCGCCACCUGAUUCAUUAUAUCCGCCUCCACCGCCUCCACCUCCAAGUAGCCAAAAUUCAGUUGAUAAUGCCCAUCAACAGUAUUACCCGUCUUCACAAUACUCUCAAUUCAGCCAACAGCCCCCUUUGCAACCACCACCUCCACCCCCACCCCCACCAUCUUCUCCGCCUCCUAAUUCAUCAGCCCCUCCUCCUCCACCCCCACCAUCAUCUCCCCCCCCUCCACCUCGUCAGAUUAAAGAGAGUGGGGGAGAAAGAGUUAAGCAUGAUAGAGAUAGAAGGGCAGCAAAAGAGGGGAAUAACCACUUUUCGUCUAGGCAGCCGAAGCCUCCAGUUCCUCCUGGUCCUGUGAAGAAAGCUAACGGGGCUCCAGGGAGAAUGGAGACUGAAGAGGAAAGGAGGUUGAGGAAGAAAAGGGAAAUGGAGAAGCAAAAGCUAGUAGACAGGCAUAAACAGCACAUGAAAGAGACACAGAAUCGGCCAAAGCAACCCCAGGUUUUGCCUCCUGGAGCAAAAGCUCAUUUGUCAAUUUCAGGGUCUAGGAUAGGUGAGAGACGGGCUACUCCGGUUAUUGGUGGUGACAGGGAUGAAAACCCGAUGAAGAGGCAGACAGCAUUUAUGUGCAGGAUGAAGUUCCGGAAUGAACUUCCUGACCCGUCUUCGCAGCCAAAGCUUAUGAAUUUAAAUAGAGACAAGGAUAGAUUUACUCGGUAUACUAUCACGUCAUUGGAGAAAAUGCAUAAGCCAAAGUUAUAUGUUGAACCUGAUCUUGGCAUUCCACUUGACCUCCUUGAUCUCAGUGUUUACAACCCUCCCGUAGAGAGAUUUCCUCUUGCUCCAGAAGAUGAAGAGUUGCUACGUGAUGAUGAGGCAGCGACCCCGUUGAAGAGAGAUGGAAUUAAGAGGAAAGAACGCCCUAGUGAUCAAGGUGUCUCUUGGCUUGUUAAGACGCAGUAUAUUUCUCCACUGAGUAAUGAUGGGACCAAACAGUCUUUGACUGAAAAACAAGCAAAGGAAUUGCGUGAAUUGAAGGAAGGCCACAAUGUCCUGCAUAAUUUAAACAAUAGGGAUAGACAAAUUAAAGAAAUCCAAGCAUCGUUUGAGGCUUGCAAAUCACAGCCUGUACAUGCAACCAAGAAACAUUUGAAACCUGUGGAGGUUCUACCGUUGCUUCCUUACUUUGAUCGUUAUGAUGACCAAUAUGUUGUUGCCAACUUCGAUGGGGAACCUACCGUUGACGCAGAGAUGUUCGGCAAAAUGCCCAAAUCUAUUCGCGAGGAUCUUGAAGGAAAGGCUGUAAUGAAAAGUUUUACCGCAACAGGUUCUGAUCCUGAUAAACCUGAACGAUUUUUGGGCUACAUGGUCCCAUCGACAGAAGAGCUAUCGAAGGACAUUUAUGAUGAAGAGGAAGAUGUCUCCUUCUCUUGGGUCCGAGAAUAUAAUUGGGAUGUCAAAGGAGAAGACCCUGAUGAACUCUCAACAUACCUUGUGACAUUUGAUGACGAUGCUGCUCGCUACUUGCCUCUUCCGACAAAACUUGCAUUGAGAAAAAGGAGGGCAAAGGAAGGCAGGACUCAAGAAGACGGAGAGCAGUUUGUGCAACCCGGCAAGCUAACUGUCAGACGAAGAGACGUUACUGCUGUUAUUGAGAGGAAAGAAUCAAUGGAUUAUUCCUACUUCAGAUCAGGCCCAUCGAGAUCAGAAAGACAUGAAUCUGAUAUUGAAGUGGAGGAGCAAGAAGCUAUGGAUCAUGAAGAUGUCGGGGACGAUCAAGUGGGACAUUACAGUGGAGAGGAAGAUUAUAUGUCCGAAUGACGAUGGCUUUCCAUUAAUGGCUAAUCGCAAAAGAUUGUUGGUAUUCCAUUUCUCCUUGAACUCUGCAUUAGAUAAUAACUAAAAUGCAGAUUGCAGAAUAGAGAAUUUUCCUGUAUUUACUUCAAAAAAUCAGCAAUCAAAACAUGUAGAAUAUCACAGCUGACCUUUUUCCCCCCUUUACACUCCCUUAAUUUUUUUCAAGUGUACUAGAUCAUCUGUGUACAAGUUGUAAGAAAAUUAAGCUAAACAACUUUUGAGAUAUACGAGCCCAAUUCCGUUUCUUAGCCA